This is a messenger RNA of Vespa velutina, 5837 nucleotides long. It is a transcript of the gene Oamb, whose product is annotated as octopamine receptor Oamb. Bases 2964 to 4715 code for a protein of 583 amino acids. NCBI's taxonomy places the organism in Eukaryota, Metazoa, Arthropoda, Insecta, Hymenoptera, Vespidae. Gene Ontology annotation, biological process: adenylate cyclase-activating adrenergic receptor signaling pathway. Gene Ontology annotation, cellular component: membrane. The transcript has 12 exons. The record is from RefSeq and is a predicted model, not a curated record. Gene Ontology annotation, molecular function: G protein-coupled amine receptor activity.
ACAGUGUCGGCCGAUGGCAGUACGACGCCGGCCGUCGUUGCGAGUGGUUCGUUCGUGUCGCGUUUACUUCGAAAUACAAUUCACACGCUUUUUUUUUCCCUUUUCGCUCGCUUUCCCGCGUUAAAAGCUAUCCAUCGAACUGAUCGUUCGUCAAUGGAAAGAAGCAGAGCAAUUUUAUCUCAAGGAUAUCGAUCGAGAAAAGAAAUUUGAUGAAAAGAACCAAAAGAGAUACUAUUAUAUGGGAGGAAAGCCGUCGAAAGGACAAGGACGAUCGAAGUCAAAUUAUCGAGCGACGUGAUUGACAGGAUAAAACCGAAGCGAACUGUCGCCCGUUGUUGCUGUAAAAUUCUGACGUCAGAGGAUCGUCUCUCUACGUCGUUCUCUACGUCGUCCAUCGCGCGAUCUUUCUUCGCUUAAGGUGAUCUUUGGAUCGAGAGGAACGAUCGAGAGUUUGUCAUAGAGGGUCGACGAGCUUGCACACGGGCUGGAAAUGCGCUUCGUACAUUUCGAGAGGAUCUCUUAGGAGGGAAGAGAGACCGAGUUGAGGAUCGGUCGAAAUAAUGCGAGCGAAGCGCAUCAGAAAGGAAAUCCGCUUCAGAUUGCUCAGGUACCGAGAGUGCGUCGAGUGUCGAAAGAACUCCUGUCCCAUCAACGAGAGACGCCUGAAGGAGAGGGAAGAAGGGACGAACGAGGAAGAGGAGGAAGAGAGAUUGAAAAAGGAAAAAAAUAUAUAUACCCGUGCUUCUUUUUCUCCUCUUGUUUUUUUUUCUUUUUCCUUUUCUUUUUACUUUCUCAACUGGCUGUGAUUUUGACUCAUAGAAAUUGUCGUCUAGCCGUGAACGUGUUCCACGCGUAGAGCCUUUUUUGCAAAGGCUGAUUAAAAAAAAGAUAAGAGGAAAGAGAGAGCGAGAGAGAGCGAGAGAGAGAGCGGGAGAGAGAGAGAGAGAGAGAGAGAGAGAGAAAGAGAUAAAUCAUCAACGGAAGAGAAAGAGGCGAAAAACAAGCGGGGAGAAUUAGAUUCGAAAAGUCCACCUCUCUCUUUCCUAUCCAUGGAUCCUUCGGGAGAGGAAGGAGGAGCUCGAGGCGGGUUAGCUCGAAGGUAACAGGACGAUCGGUUGAACGAUUCUUGAAAACGAGGAAGAACACUGGAGAAGGAGGAGGUCAUGUCCGUUCGCGUGGAAGUUCGACUGAUGCGAAAAUAAGAAAACAGAAAGAGAAAAGAAGAAGAAAAAAAGGAAAAGGAAUAAAGAAACUAGAAGACUUCGACUAGAGUUGUCGUCGAUGUUGUCGUAGACGUUCGAGGACGAAAAAAGUAGAAGAAGAAGAAGAAGAAAAAGGAAAUAGGAGGUGCUUACUGUAACAGAGGCUAACCUUCUUAUUGCUACGUCGUCCGAUUCUUCUUAAGGCCGAGUUCAUCUUUUGUUGAAAAUAGAAAGAGUAAGCGAGACAGACAGACAGACAGAGAGAGAGAGAGAGAGAGAGAGAGAGAGAGAGAGAGAACGCAUCCACCUUCUUCUCUUCUCGCUCUCUCUCCUCGAGUAUACCGAAUUCGAUUUGAGCUGCGAAAAGCUCGAAAGCUUUCGUGAUAGAACGUGACUCUACUUGCUUGUUCGAGGUUGAUGCUGAGAGAGAGAGAGAGAGAGAGAGAGAGAGAGAGAGAGAGAGAGAGAAAGAGAGAGGAUUAGUUCUCUUCUAGAGUCUACAAGAUACCGAGAAGGUGGAAGAUAAAGGAAGAAAAGAAAAGUGAAAAAAAAAAGCAGGAUUGAAAAGCGAAGCUGGAAAAUAUCGACUAGAGUGGACCUAUAGGGAGAUAAAAAUCAAUAAAAAAAAGGAAAAACGAUCGAUAAAGUGGAACCUUGUCGUUCUCGCGAGGGACUCUUUUUUUUUCUCUCCCUCUCCUUUCGAAUUUUCUCUAUGUGAGAAAUCCCAAAAGUAGAAAAUGUCGAAAGGUUUCGUUGCGUGGGCAAAAAUUUGUUAGAUUUUGCCUAUUCAAGGACGAAGAAGAAUAAAAAGGGGGGAAAAAAAGAGGAAGAAAUAAAGAGGAUUUAGGAUGAUUCUAGAAGGACGAUGAUGACGAUCAUGAUGAUGAUGAUGAUGAUGAUGACAACGACGACGAUGACGACGAUGACGACGAUGGUGAUGGCGAUGAUGAUGACGAUGAUGGAUCGGGCGGCAUCAGCGACUAGAAAGCGAGAUUUUUCCGGGGAAAAUAAUUUCCGAUGAAAUCUUUCUGAUCCCUAAAGGUCUCAGGAAGAUCUUUCGUAUUCCCAAAAACAGAAUAUCAAACGUCGAACGUACGACCAAUACGCUCGAUUGUUCUUUCUCUUUUUUUCUUCGAAUACGCGUUCAAGGAAGUAAGGCUCGUGUUAUUUUUUAAGCCCACGCGAGAUUCGAAUUAAGAAGGGAAGUGAUUUUUCUUGUGAAAAGUGCUAAAGUGUACGUUCUUAAUUAAUCGAACGGGAAGCAGUGGAACCCUUAACAACGAGGACAAUUAAUAUUUAUUUAGUGAACGAUACGCGUGUUGCGUCUACGUCGAAAUAAAUUCGAAGAAAUGAAAAAAUAAGGAUUUGUCUUCUUUAAGGAAGAAGGAUUUCGUCGAAGCACUUGGCUUCUUCUGUUUUCUUCUUCUUCCUUAUUCCGUGCGAACGACUUGGGAGGAUCGACUCGGACAAAUAGACGUGUUCUCGCUGAGAGUUAUCCGUUGUAUUGGGGAGAGAAAGAGAGAGAGAGAGAAAAAGUCUUCGAUCCGGAGAAGUAAGCAAUGGAGCGUUUUUUUGCGAGAGCACGUUAGAGCGAACGAGAAAGAGAGAAGAAGAGAGAAAAUAUCAUUUUCUCGAGAAUGGAGUUUCAUGGUGGCGUCGGUAGGGUAUCCAUAAAUCCCUCGUAUCAUCGUCGUCAUCGUCAUCUUCUUGGAUUCGCGAAAAAAGAAGAUUCUGAUCGCGAGGUGGCCGAGUCAAAUUAAGAUGCGAGAAUUGAACGCCAGUGCAUGCACUGCUUUGUACGAGGGCGUCGAGUGGUCCGGCCCAUGGAUCCUAUUCACCCUGAUCACUCUGGCUAUCGUCAACGUGAUGGUCGUGCUCGGUAACGUCCUCGUUAUACUCGCCGUCUAUUACACGAGCAAGCUCAGAAACGUGACGAACAUGUUCAUUGUCAGUCUUGCUGUGGCUGAUCUCUUGGUCGGACUCGCUGUUCUUCCAUUCAGUGCCACUUGGGAAGUCUUCAAGGUCUGGAUAUUCGGUGAUCUAUGGUGUUCGGUUUGGCUAGCCGUCGACGUUUGGAUGUGCACCGCGUCGAUACUGAACCUUUGUGCAAUCAGUCUCGACAGAUAUCUGGCGGUGACCAGACCCGUCAGUUAUCCCCAGUUAAUGUCUCCGAAACGAGCAAGGCUUCUGGUCGCCACAGUCUGGAUUCUGAGCUUCGUCAUCUGUUUUCCACCCCUGGUCGGUUGGAAAGAUAAACGGUCUCAUCCUACGCACAACGUGACGUUUACGCAGAACGGCCCCUUCAACACUACCACCAUUAUAGUGCCAGUGAAACCGUGUCCGUGGAUCUGCGAGUUGACCAAUGACGCCGGAUAUGUCGUUUACAGCGCUCUAGGCUCCUUCUACAUACCGAUGUUAGUAAUGCUCUUUUUCUAUUGGAGAAUCUACAAUGCAGCCGUUUCCACAACGAAAGCCAUCAAUCAGGGCUUUCGUACCACCAAGGGUUCCAAAAUGUUUGGAUCCAGAUUCGACGAACAGAGAUUAACACUGAGGAUACAUCGAGGACGCGGAAGCGUUCACAACGGUAGUAACAACGGUAGUCCAAGAAGCCCGGAUUAUUCCACUCGCAGUUCCGUCAGAAAGGAAAAGAUCAAGAUCUCGGUAUCGUAUCCGAGUACAGAAACAUUAAACACAAAGUGCAACACUCUCGAGAGGACUCCUUCGAGGUGUUCUCAAGUUUCCGUGCAUUAUAGUAACGGACAAACGCAGACUCAGCUCUGUCCGAGUUCUAGGAGUACGCAUUUGAAGGUCGGCGGUAUAAACAGAGUAGGCAGUAUGAGGAGACCCAGCAGAAGGAGUAGCUGCGAGAGUCAGUUGACGGGUGACGAGGUAACGCUUCGAGAACUAGCUCAGGGCCAAGAGGAGAAGCCUAGGAUGAUGAAGAUGGGUAAACGAAAUAUAAAGGCACAGCACGAAAAAUGUGAGGUUGAAAAAAGCGAAAAGGAAAGACGUCUGUCACAGGUGAAGAGAUUUCGAAUGGAGACAAAAGCGGCAAAGACCUUGGGUAUCAUAGUCGGUGGCUUCAUACUCUGCUGGCUGCCAUUCUUCACGAUGUAUCUCCUACGUGCGUUCUGCCCGAAUUGCAUCCACCCAACCGUCUUCAGCGUACUAUUUUGGCUAGGAUAUUGCAACUCCGCGAUAAAUCCUUGCAUCUACGCGCUCUUCAGCAAGGACUUUCGCUCGGCCUUCAAGCGAAUAAUCUGCAGGUGUUUCUGCAAACGGCGAGCCAACACGUUACGGCGCGGUAGCGACGGCAGCCAAUUGGCGAUGAGGUGGGAGGAACAAAGUUACAAGAAGCGAGAGAAGUCCAAGUUAUACAAUGCGUGUGCAGCAGCAGGGCGUUUCCAUGGACGACUCCGACCAGGAUCCCGGAUCAGAACCGACUGUACAUUCGACGAGCGAGUCCAGAUGACUCUAGCCAGUCGGAGCUGGUGCGCACCGCGUCACCUUUGACCGCAGAACUUCGACGAUCAGGAUACAUUCGUCCUAUAGAGCCUGAGACCCUUCUCUUUCUCUUUCUCUCUCUCUCUCUCUCUCUCUCUCUCUCUCUCUCUAUCUCUCUUUCUCUCUCUUUCUUUCUAUCUCUAUCGCUAUCAUUAUUUCUCAAUUUUUCUUUCAUUCUGUCUUUCUCUCUCUCUCUCUCUCUCUCUCUUUGUCCCAAAAAAUGGAUUCGUUUAAACGGAAAUUUAAACGAUGCGAAGACAACGACGAUUGUGGAUAAGAUAGCAACAGAAAUAAUGCGAUAAUAAUCGACUAUUGAAUACAACGCGCGCGCAUACGAGUAAUUGCACGAGAGGGUUGAAUAUCACGAGAAAGAGGGAGAGAAGAAGUAGUAGAAGGAGAAGGAGUUGGAGGAGACGGGGAAGUGGUGUCCUAAAACACGCGUUUACUUUAGAUGUCGUAAGUAUUAUUAUAAAUGAUUAUUAUAUCGUCAUCGUAAGUUCUCGAAUCGUAAAGAAGGAGGCAUUCUAUGGAGACAUUGAUAGGUAUAUUAACCGCACAUACACGUGUUGUACAUAUCACAAAAGAUUUCGUGUAUACACGGUGAGAUAAUGUUAAGUAAGAUUAAGUCAAAAGUCGACAGUCGUUAACCUUCUCUACGUCUAAAUGGUGUUCGUUGAAUCGUGCAAAUCGUGUGUUCUCCUCCAGCCGAUAUAUAUAUAUAUACAUGCAUACGUACAUACAUACAUACAUACAUACAUGCAUACACGCAUCAUGCAUACAUGCAUACAUACAAAACUUACCUUUUCUUUUCUUUUUCUUUUCUCGUCCAAAACGUUGGAACGUUUUUCGCAUCGAUAGAUAUUUCUUUCUUGCGAAGAAAAAGCGAAAGAAAGAAGGAAGAAUAAAAGAAAGUCCUCACGCUUAAGAGCAAAAUACACUUGCAAUUCCUUUCGACCGAUUGCGUAUUAUGCAAAGGGAAAAGAAAAGCAGGUAGAAAAGUUAGCAGCGAAUAUAAUAUGCGCGAUUAAUGUAUUAUGUGAUAUACCGUAUGAAUAACGUUACGAACGAUUGCAAGUAAACAAUGUGAAUACGUGCGAAUAAAGUUCCGAGUCCAUUGAUCUUUUACCAUUA